Molecule: messenger RNA, 2357 nt
Organism: Beta vulgaris subsp. vulgaris (sugar beet)
Lineage: Eukaryota; Viridiplantae; Streptophyta; Magnoliopsida; Caryophyllales; Amaranthaceae
Exons: 5
Coding region: 493-2280 (595 amino acids)
Biological process (GO): protein folding in endoplasmic reticulum
Cellular component (GO): cytoplasm; membrane
Source: RefSeq, a predicted model, not a curated record
UGAGUGAUUGGUAACAGUUGGAAAUUGGGUCCUCGAACUCUCCAAGAUUACUCCCACAGUCUCCUCAUAUCUCAUUUUGAAAUUCAACAGAAAUUUGGAAUUCUCCUCCUUAGGAGAGAGAGAGAUUGGAGGAGGGAAAUGGGACUGUAGAUAGUCCUUCAAAAUUGAAAAUUUCUCUUCCAAUAUCUUCAACAAAAAAAUUAAGUAGAGGCAUCAGCAGUUUCAAAUUAUUAUCCGACCAUAUUAAACAAAUCAAAUGCGAAAGUGAUCAUUAAUAAUAAUAAGGUUUUAUUUCUACUCCAUUACUUUACUCCAUUGUUUGUAGCUUUUAUAAACAAUGAAUCUUCAAAGACGAGUUAACGGGUUGAAUCGUCGACUCAGUUCUCUUCUUCUUCAUCAUCCUCAUCUUCUUCUUCUCCUUUUUUGUUGAUUUCAGCUGCAAUUCUUAUCUUGCUUUUCUAUGACUGGUGCAUUGUGUAGGAUUGAUGAGAGAUGCAGAGAUCACGUAAAGCUCUUCAGCAACGAAGAGAUUUGAAGAAGGCGAUUGGCAGAAACCAUUUGUAUAAAGUUUCACUUUCCUUAGUUAUCAUUCUUUGGGGACUCGUCUUUCUUUUGAAUUCGUGGAUUGGUCAUGGUGAUGCGCAUCAAGAUGAAUCUAGAGCGCCUGCUCUUAAUGUCUCAAGCUGGGAUGAAAGCAAACUUGGAACUGAUGCAGCUUCUGAUACUGUACAUGAACAUCCAUUAUCUUCAUUAGAGAAUAAGCAUUUGAAUGAAACCUGUGCCGAAUAUGCUUAUGAGACUUCCUGCUAUAACAGCACCAUGGUCAAAGAAGCCAGUGGUGAGGUGCAAUCCGGAGAAAAUACUCUAAACAAUACUAGUACAGAUGUUACAGGAUCUGCAGACCAUGUUGAGGUGGAAACUGUCAACUCAGACUUGGAUCACAGAGAAGGCACUGUAAAGACUGAGAGACUAACUCGCACUGUGCCUCGUGGUCUAGAUGAAUUUAAAAAGAAGGCUUUUAAUUCUAAAAAUGCGCAUGUACCUGGUGCGACAGGGAGUGUCAUUCAUAGAAUGGAGCCUGGGGGUGGUGUAUACAACUAUGCUUCAGCUGCAAAAGGAGCUAAGGUGUUGGAUUCUAACAAAGAAGCCAAAGGUGCUUCUAAUAUUUUAAACAAGGAUAAGGACAAGUAUCUUAGAAACCCUUGUUCAGCUGAGGGAAAAUUUGUUGUCAUAGAACUUUCUGAAGAAACUCUAGUUGAUACAAUCAAAAUAGCAAAUUUUGAGCAUUACUCUUCAAACUUGAAAGACUUUGAGCUACUUGGAAGUCAGGUUUACCCUACACAAACAUGGGUAAAAUUGGGCAAUUUUUCUGCUGGAAAUGUGAAGCAUGCUCAAAGCUUUGCUCUAAUAGAGCCCAAAUGGGUGAGAUACCUGAAGUUGAAUAUAUUAAGCCACUAUGGGUCUGAGCAUUAUUGUACACUAAGUAGUGUCGAAGUGUACGGUGUUGAUGCUGUUGAGAAAAUGUUAGAGGAUCUGAUAGCUGUUCCUGAUCAUCAUCAUUAUGCAAAUGGGGAACCAGCAGAUGAACAGGAACUCACGCAGCCUGUUGCAGAACCUGCCGAGAGCAACAGCCCAGAUCAGAAUCCUUCCAGUGAGAGUGAGACAGAAGAAGAUAAGAACUUGAAACAUGAUGAAACAAACAACGCAAAUCCUGAUCCAGUGGAAGAAGUGCGUCACCCACAGAUCAGCAGAAUGCCUGGUGAUACAGUUCUUAAGAUACUGAUGCAAAAAGUUCGAGCACUGGACUUGAGUUUAUCUGUUCUAGAGCGGUACUUGGAGGAGGUCAACUCCAGAUAUGCAAGCAUUUUUAAAGAAUUUGAUAAAGAGAUGGAAGAGAAAGAACUGUUAUUAGAGAAGACCAGAUUGGAUAUAAAGAAUGCUCUUGAUAGCAGGGAUGUUAUUGCUAAGGAUGUUGAUGACCUUGUGGCUUGGAGAUCCUUAGUGUCCAUGCAGUUGGAUGGCUUACUAAAGGACAAUGCUAUUCUCAGGUCAGAUGUCCGAAAGGUCCAAGAAAAACAAUUGUACAUGGAGAGCAAGGGUAUUGUGGUAUUUCUUAUGAGCGUAAUUUUCAGUCUCUUUGCUCUCGCUAUGCUGUUCACAGAUAUUAUAGUAAAUAGUGUUUAUAUACCAGAAAAGUCCAGGAAAUUUUGUUUGAUGAAGUCUUCCUGGUUUUUCCUCUUUUUGAGCUGUAGCACUACUAUUGUCAUCCUUUCACUAUAAACAGCGGCUUGUAUGUUCUUAUUGAGUUUAUAUACAUAAUAUAUAUACACACAUGAAUGAUCCAUUAGCCCAGAACA